Molecule: messenger RNA, 537 nt
Organism: Trifolium pratense (red clover)
Lineage: Eukaryota; Viridiplantae; Streptophyta; Magnoliopsida; Fabales; Fabaceae
Product: soyasapogenol B glucuronide galactosyltransferase-like
Exons: 2
Coding region: 1-537 (178 amino acids)
Source: RefSeq, a predicted model, not a curated record
AUGUCUAUAUCUGUUUCUGUAUUGACAGCACCAAGGAUUUCUGAAGUUGGUCUACCAGGAGUUGAAAACAUCAAAGAUGCUACUUCCCGGGAAAUGCUUGUCAAAAUCAUUCAUGGAAUUGCAAUGAUCCAAGAGCAAAUUGAGCUUCUGUUUGAGGAAAUGCAACCAGAUUGUAUAGUCUCGGAUAUGUUAUAUCCUUGGACAGUUGAAUCAGCUGGAAAACUCGGCAGUCCAAGGAUUUACCACUACAGCUCAAGUUACUUCGCAAGCUGUACAGCUCAUUUUAUCAAGAAGCACAAGCCUCAUGAGAAUUUAGUUUCUGAUACCGAUAGUUUUUCAAUUCCUAAUCUUCCACAUAACAUCGAGAUUACUUCUCUACAACAAGAUUGGGUGAGGACAGGGAAUGAACUCUCAGAUUAUUUUGAUGCAAUAUACGAAUCAGAGGGAAGAAGCUACGGAACACUUUUCAACAGGUUUCACGAACUUGAAGGUGAUUAUGAGAAACUUUACAAGAGCACAAAGGGGAUCAAAGCAUGA